GCCAUAGAAAUGCCAGUGUCUGAAGGCCUCUGCUACGGCAGCAAUGAGGCUCCGCAGGGCUUCCAAUUGGAGAUCCGCAAUGCCAACAUCAAGACAGUGGAGCAGGCCCUUUCAUAUGCCUGCAAGAAGCACGGCAGCAAGAAAGCUCUGGGUACCAGGCAGAUCCUUGAGGAGUUUGAGGAAACCCAGAAAAAUGGAAAGGUUUUCAAAAAGUUUGAACUGGGCGACUACACCUGGCUGACAUACAAUGAAGUGGAUGAUAUGGCACACAACUUUGGCAAGGGUCUGCGUGUCAUUGGGCACAAGCCGAGGGAAAACAUUGUCAUCUUUGCUGAGACGCGACAGGAGUGGCUCAUGUCUGCUAUGGGAUGCUUCAAGCAGAACAUUCCCGUGUGUACGCUCUAUGCCACCCUGGGUGAUGAGGCUGUCAUUCACGGCAUCAAUGAAACAGAGGUGAGGCACAUCAUCACAUCACAUGAGCUGCUUCCCAAAUUCAAGACUCUAUUGAGCAAAUGUCCCCUGGUGACACACAUCACUUACUUCCAUGACCAGCUGAAGCCCACUGACCUCUCAGGCUACAAGGAUGGCAUUGAGUUCAACUCCUUUGAGGAGGUGAUCAGCAAGGGGAAAACAAGUGACUACUCAGGUAUUGAAGAUGUGCCACCCACGGAGGAUGACACAGCCAUCAUCAUGUACACGUCUGGAUCAACUGGGAACCCCAAGGGAGUAAUCAUGUCACACUUCAACCUGGUUAAUGCCAUCAUUGGCUAUGCUGUGGGACUCAACAUCCAGAAGGAUGACGUCUACCUGGCCUAUCUACCCCUAGCACACGUCCUUGAACUCAUGGCUGAAUCCAUGAUGCUCAUGUUUGGUGUUCCGAUGGGCUACUCCACACCACUGACCAUGACUGACAGGUCGAGCAAGAUAAAGAGAGGCUGCUCUGGCGACUGCACCGUUCUCAAACCAACAAUGAUGGCUGCUGUCCCGCUUAUUCUGGAUAGAAUCUACAAGGGAAUCCUGGACAAGGUAGCUGCGCAAGGCCCAUGGCUCCAGAAACUCUUUGACUUUGCCUUACAGUACAAGCUCAACUGGCUGCGACGUGGGUUUGAGACUCCCAUUUGUAACUGGUUUGUCUUCCGCAAGAUUCGGGCAUUGUUGGGCGGAAGAUUAAGAUUGGUUGCAAGCGGUGGAGCACCACUUUCCCCCGACACUCACGACUUUGUGCGUGCCACUCUUGGUGUACCAGUGUUGCAGGGCUAUGGUCUCACAGAAACCUGUGGAUGUGCUACUCUCAUGGAUGACACAGACAUGACUACAGGCAGAGUUGGUGCUCCUCUGUCAGUGUGCAAAAUUAAGCUCGUUAACUGGGAAGAAGGCAAUUACAGAAUCACAGACAAACCAAGACCACGAGGAGAAAUUAUCAUAGGUGGCAAUAACAUUGCUGUUGGCUACUACAAAAACCCAGAGAAGACCAGACAAGAUUUCCUGGAUGAGGAUGGGUGCCGGUGGUUCAGAACUGGAGACAUUGGAGAGUUUGACAAGGAUGGCUCCAUCAGGAUCAUUGACCGAAAGAAGGACUUGGUGAAACUACAGAUUGGAGAAUACGUAUCCUUAGGCAAAGUGGAAUCAGAACUUAAGGUCUGCCCUCUAGUAGAGAACAUUUGUGUGUAUGCUGAGUCGUCAAAGAAUAACGUUGUUGCUAUUGUUAGCCCAGUGCAGAAGAACUUGGAAGAAUUGGCUGUGGCACUUGGCAGAGAAGACCUUAGGAGAGAGAAAUUGUGUAUGGAUGAUGACAUCAACAAGUCUAUUCUUUGUGAGUUGUUAACGACAGGAAAGAAAGCAAAGCUUGAGAAAUUUGAGAUGCCGGGAGCACUCUACUUGACCUCAGAACAAUGGACCCCUGACACUGGUCUGGUAACGGCAGCCUUCAAGCUUAAACGAAAGAGCAUCCAGACCAGGUACCAGGAUGCCAUCAACCGGAUGUAUGCUUCAUAGUGUGUGUGUGUGUGUACUGCAAGAAAGGCUGUUAUGUUUAUCAUCGAAGGGUGUGGAGUCAUUGAAAAGCUCAUGUUAAUUGUUAAUCAGGGCACAACUUAUUCAGGUUUUUUAGAACACUGUACACUUACUAGAUACCCCCACCCCCUCUCUUCUUAACAUAAGAUCUGUAAUUAUAGAACAUGGAAUGAUAAUCACUCUGUGCUUUUCAACUUUCAGGAAUACACUUUCAAUAUUACACAAAAGCAAACCUUUAUUCACACACUUGAUGUCCUAAAUUGCUAUAUUUUAUUUUAAUUAACUUUAUUGAAGCAUUUAAUUUCAAAUUAAAAAUCAUUUGUUGUAGUGAACACUUGAUAUUGAGAAGGGUAGUAAAAAAAAUAGUAAUGUGUGACAACAAAUAUUAGUUUUCCAUUUUCUCUGUAUUCUGAUGCUGUGCACUUUUCUUCCCUGAAACACAUUUAUGGCAUUAAUUUAUUGGUUAUCACUUUCUUGGUUGCUAUAUGCAGAAUCUUUGGUAUGGAAACUAUGGUUGCUAUACCUUUGGGUGUCUAAAUAUAAUUAUAGAGGGAGAGAAGUAACAUGUUGACUCUAGAAAUAUUCUUUGGAAUUAUGAUUUUGCUUUUCAUUUCUGCUAUGGUGUGCCAAUGUUUUCCUUUUCACUUCAACCUUUAUUUUUCAGUUCAUUUUCCUCUUUUGUUUAUAAUAUUUGUCUAUAAUUAUUAUUAAAUUAUAUUAUUAUUUCAUUAUUAUUAUCAUUAUCUCAGAUUAUUAUAUAUUUAUAUUAUUUUAUAUAUUAUGGAGAAGAUCAAGGUACUUUUAUUGAAAUGUGUGAUAUUGUGUGCUUUGCUCAAGCAUCAGGACACUUGCUUGUAGAACUCCAGAAACUGAAGUAAUUUCAUCAGCAUCACUGUAAGUAUUUAAGCUAUACCAGGAGUUCAGAGAGAGAAAUUGUGUUGUAGGUAGAAAUCAGUUUUGUCAUUGAUCUUUCCUCUGAUCGAGAGUGGCUUAAAAUGCAAUACUAAUUAGGCUGUCUGUACUGCAGGUGAAUUAUUAUUUUAAUGGUGAUCUUGCCAAUGUGAUAUGUUGAAAACUUGCACCGAUGCUGAUUUAUAUCAAUCACUUAGGUAUGCUAGUGUGUUAAGAUGAAAUUUUAAAAGAAAUCUAAGGUUACUAAAAUAUGAGUCAAGGCUUACUGUAUAUUUGCUGUAUUAUUGUUCAUUUUGUUUAUUUAUUUAUUAUUUUUUGUUCCUUGUACAAUAAAACUGAUCUUAUUUUUACCUCCAUAGAAAUAAAUGAACAAAUUGAUGGUGUUACAUUAGUCUGUGUGUUGUAUUUAUAGGAAUGUGAAUUGUAUGAAUGAGUUCAUAGGUGCUGUCAUUACGGAUAUAAUAUUAUUUUCUGCAAUAUCACCCAUGCAUUUCAUUGAUUGUUGGAACUGUAUUUUAAUGGGAGGCUUUUGAGUAUGGUAUUAGCUUGGAAUUUCUGUUUCGUCAGAUAAUUAAGUGGUUGUUUAAUACAAGAAAAUUAGUCUUACUAAUGUAUAGAGGAUAAUCAAAUUUAGCAAAGAAAAGUCACAUUUUUCCAAAGCACUGAAUUGUAAAUAUUGUAGAUCAAGGGUGUAAUAUUUUUGCAAUAUUGAUAAAUGUGUCAUUAUGAAUAAAGGUUUCUGAUUUAA
This is a messenger RNA of Penaeus vannamei (Pacific white shrimp), 3673 nucleotides long. NCBI's taxonomy places the organism in Eukaryota, Metazoa, Arthropoda, Malacostraca, Decapoda, Penaeidae. The record is from RefSeq and is a predicted model, not a curated record.